Daucus carota subsp. sativus is the source of this 1638-nucleotide messenger RNA. Its product is annotated as probable amino acid permease 7. Bases 141 to 1517 code for a protein of 458 amino acids. The record is from RefSeq and is a predicted model, not a curated record. Gene Ontology annotation, biological process: amino acid transmembrane transport. Gene Ontology annotation, cellular component: membrane. Gene Ontology annotation, molecular function: amino acid transmembrane transporter activity. NCBI's taxonomy places the organism in Eukaryota, Viridiplantae, Streptophyta, Magnoliopsida, Apiales, Apiaceae. The transcript is spliced from 7 exons.
ACGUAGCGUACAUUGUUAAGUACCUUUCUAUUACUUAUAUCGUUGAUGAGUACCUACCUAGGAUGUGUUGUAGACGGAUCAUUUUUAACGUGUUUAUAUGGUGAAAGGCUCAUUGAGCACUUUCAAUAUUUUGGACAAGUAUGGAAGUAGAGCACAAUCUCUUGCCAGAGGAUCGUCUCAAAGAUGACGAUGGGCAUAUAGUAAGAACUGGAACAAUAUGGAGUACCAUGGCUCAUAUUAUCACAGCCGUGAUAGGAUCCGGGGUCCUCUCACUUGCUUGGAGCACGGCUCAAUUAGGAUGGAUUGGAGGUCCAGUAGCCUUGCUUUGCUUUGCAGUUGUCACUUUUGUGUCUUCUUCCCUUCUAGCUGAUUGUUACAGGUCUCCUGACUCUGUGACUGGAGUGCGAAACCCAUCUUACAUGGAUGCGGUUAGAGUAAAUCUUGGAAGAAAACAAACAUGGAUAUGUGGUUUGCUUCAGUAUGUGAGUAUGUAUGGAACUGGUGUUGCUUAUGUGAUUACCACUGCAACAUGUAUGAGAGCAAUUCAAAAAUCUAACUGCUACCACAAAGAGGGGCGCGAUUCUCCCUGUGAUUUUGGGGUACACAUUUAUAUGCUGGCAUUUGGAGGGAUUCAGAUGGUUAUGUCUCAGAUACCUGAUUUCCACAACAUGGCUUGGGUGUCUAUUGUUGCUGCUAUAAUGUCCUUUUCUUACGCUCUCAUCGGGCUGGCUCUUGGUUUUGCAGAAGUAAUUGAGCAUGGAAUGAUUAAGGGAAGUAUCAGAGGAGUCCCAGCUGAUACCACAGCAGAGAAGUUGUUUCUCAUGUUUCAGGCACUUGGCGACAUAGCCUUUGCCUAUCCAUACGCACUAAUCCUCUUAGAAAUACAGGAUACUAUCAAGUCCCCUCCUCCGGAGAACCAGACAAUGAAGAAAGCCUCAGUAUCCGCCAUCAUUGUCACGACUAUCUUCUACCUGGGCUGUGGAUGUUUUGGAUAUGCAGCCUUUGGAAAUGAUACACCUGGAAACCUUUUGACAGGAUUUGGAUUCUAUGAACCUUUUUGGCUAGUCGACUUUGCUAAUGCCUGCAUUAUUAUACAUCUCAUCGGAGGAUAUCAGGUGUUCAGUCAGCCAGUAUUUGCAUUUGCAGAAAGAUGGUUCAACGACAAGUUCCCAAAUAACGAUUUCAUGACCAAAUUUUAUGACUUGAAACUCCCAUUUUUACCAGCUUUUCAGUUAAGUCUGUUCAGGAUAUGUUUCCGGUCUGUAUACGUUGUGACCACGACAGGAAUUGGAAUGGUGUUCCCGUAUUUUAAUGAGAUACUAGGAGUGUUGGGGGCCUUGAACCUGUGGCCCUUAGCUGUAUAUUUCCCAGUAGAAAUGUAUUUACUGCAGAAAAAGAUAGGAGCUUGGACAACAAAAUGGGUAGCUCUUCAGUGUUUUAGCAUGGUCUGCUUGCUUGUCACAAUAGUGGCUUUAAUUGGCUCAGUUCAAGGACUCAUCCGAGCAAGAACUAGCUAAUUAUAGGGUGCCUCUGGAAACCAUAUAGUAUCAGUUUGGUGAUUUGUUCAAAGCAAGUAUAAAUAACAAUAGAUAACUUUACAAGAAGGUUGUUAUUUCUUUUAUUUUUCUUUGUUCUUUU